Ostreococcus tauri is the source of this 861-nucleotide messenger RNA. RefSeq names its product Protein of unknown function DUF1749. The transcript has a single exon. The coding region runs from base 1 to 861 and encodes 286 amino acids. The record is from RefSeq and is a predicted model, not a curated record. Lineage: Eukaryota; Viridiplantae; Chlorophyta; Mamiellophyceae; Mamiellales; Bathycoccaceae.
AUGGGUGGAGAGGGUGCGGUGGGCGCGCGCGCGGUGACGAUCUCGGGGGCGACGACGGCGCCCGUGGGGGCGUUGAUCGUGAUCCCAGGGCUCACCGAUGGGCCGGAGUCGUUGGCGUACGGCGCGAGCGAGGGUUCGGCGCUCUCGCGGGCGUGCGAGGAGCGACGCUGGGCGUUGGUUCGGUUUGAGCUGUCGUCGAGCUACGAUCGGUACGGGACGUGCACGCUGGACGAUGACGCCAGAGAUAUCGACGCGGUGAUCGCGCACGUGAUGUCAACGAGGCCGAGCGCGCGGGAGAUCGCGCUCUUGGGGCACUCGACGGGGUGUCAGAGCAUUUGUCACUUUAUUGCGCGCGGGUACGAGACGUCGAAAGCGGUGAAGCGCGUCGUGCUUCAAGCGGGUGUCUCGGAUCGGGAUUGGUACGAAAAGGACGCGGGACGCGAGGCCAUGGCACAGGCGAUCGAGCGAGCGGAAGCGAUGGCACCGGAUGAGCUGAUGCCGAAGGAAACGCCCGGGACGUACGGCGUGGCGACGACUGCUCGGCGAUUUCUCUCGCUCGCAAAACCAGGCGGAGACGACGAUUGGUUUUCGCUCGACCUCUUCGAUGGCACGCGCGAGGACGCGUCGAAGAUUCCUAGACUCACCGGUUGCGCGCACGUGGACGUACGAUUGGUCGUUUCCACGCUCGAUGAGUACGUGCCGUACGACGCGUCCACCGUGUUGGCGCACGCUGAGCGCGUUCGAACAAGCUUUGAGCGCGUAUCGAAGAGCGCGCGCGCGCACUUUAUCGCCGCCAAUCACGAUUUGAGCGACAUGCGGGAGGAAGAUGUGCCGGGAUUCGUCGAGUUCGUCUUCACGUGA